AUGGAACAAUAUGAUGGAAAACGUUUAUGCCACGACGGAAACCUGUAUCACGAAAAUGAAGCGUUAAGAAUUUGUCUUAAGCUACGAAGACUAGAGGUCAUUUUCGGCACCAUUCCUAUAAUAAAAUUAGUACUGCAACUUUGGGAAGAUGAAUUCGAUACCAAGUCGUUGCAACAUCUCAUUAACGAUGAGGCAGAGUUUGUGCCCAAAAUGAUUUUAUUUAGUUUGGUUUCGAAUAUUCCAAACUUGCAAAAUUUGCUGAUUACUGGUGAUGCCCACCAGUUGCCCCCUUACACCGGAUCAAUUCCUAAAAAGAUAGUGUUUUUAGGACACGAGAGGAUUAUCCAAAAACUAAUGAUAAGUAACUCAGUAAAGCAUGUAGUAUUAAUACAAAACUUUAAAAGUCAUCCGAAAAUUGUGAAGGCACUGUCAAAAGCAGCCUCUUACGGUGACUUAACUUCAGUGUUGACUUCAGACAAAAGGGACUGA
Molecule: messenger RNA, 489 nt
Organism: Enterobius vermicularis (human pinworm)
Lineage: Eukaryota; Metazoa; Nematoda; Chromadorea; Rhabditida; Oxyuridae
Source: the annotation of a GenBank genome assembly